GCGAACAGUAUCGUUUCGACUCUGCAUGAGCAAACAGUGCGUGUCAGACAGAGUUCGAGUUUUUACUUGAUCGAUAAAUCCAACAGAAGCGAGCCAGACGACAACAAAUAUGAGAAUAAGGACAUUCCUGAUUACCGUGAUUGUGAUUCUACUUAUUUUUGAUACCGAUGGACGCAAGUCUGGUGGUGGACGUAGAAGUGGUAGUGGAGGGUCAUCGAGUUUUGCAAACCGAAGAUACUCUACAAGAACGACGCAGCGACCUCGAAAUACACAAAGCGGUUCAACUCCGACUAAUAUAGGAUGGAAUGUACCACCAAGUAAUAACAACAAAGCGACUAGUACUAAUGUUAAGCCUUCGGCUCCGGUAUCUGAACAUGCUUCCAAAACUAGUGCAACGAAUGUUCAAUCCGGAUACAAUCCGUCAGCGAAUAAUCCGCCACCAUAUAGUCCGUCAGGUGGAUAUCCUCGUCCGCCGGCUAGUAAUUCUUACGGAAGCCCAGGCUACAAUACACAUCAAGGAUAUCCGUCACCUAAUAUGAACAAUCCUUCGUAUCCUGGAUACGGAAGUCAUUCGCCAUACGGCCAAACUUCCAACCCGUCUAUGCAACACAAUGCGCCACCACCAGCUUACAGCCCGCCUUAUGGUGGACAUUCUUAUGGCGGGCAAUCUUAUGGCGGGCAACCUUACGGCGGGCAUCCUUACGGCGGACAAUCCUAUGGCGGUUUCGGACAGCCGGCUGUCAGUCCGUCGUACGUUCAACCGGCUAUUGCACAAGCGCCGGCGCUCACCGUUCUCCAGCCGAGCCGUCCGGGUAUCGGUCAACUGGCCAAAGAAGCGUUGGUUUACUCCAGUGUGAGCGCGGGAGUAAGUGCAGCUGUGAACAGAUUGCUGCCGGGUGGUAUCUACGGUAGAAGUCCAGGAAGCAGUGGCAGCGGCGGCGGCGGCGGCGGCAGUCACACCGAAAUUACUUACAACAAUUACUACUAUAAUCAAUCGAAUCCAGCAAACGGAGAAGCAGCCGCGAAUAAUAACGGCGCACCUAAUUCUGGCGUGCUUAAUCUUGGAGCACCGGCUCAGUCAGCACCAGCUCAGUCGUCGCCGGUCGUGACGGAAUCAGAGAAGAAAACUGAAGCUAAUGCACCUAAUAACGCUAAUCCACCUAAUUCGAACGAGCCGAGCCCACCGAAUUACCCGAUUUCUAACGACGAAGUUAAGAAAUUGACGGAGAAUCUCUUUGAAAUAGACAAGAAUAACGCGUACAAAUACAUCACUGUAAAUUUGCAAGGUGAGACGAAGGAAGACAGCACCACAGACGAUGCUCCAUUGCCCUUGCUAGAUGUCAAAUCUGAAGCUUACGAAAUCCCAACGAUUAAAAGCGUACUGGCGUUGCAUGAUAAUUACGAGUUAGAUGUGAAGACGAAGGAAACUGUCACGCCCGAGGAACGCAAAGAAGAGUCCGAAUUGCUCGACAAAUUUUUGGAGACUGACGUGUUUAAAGCGGCGAUGAAGUUCCUAGUCGACAAGGAGUUCAUUCCGAAUGAUGAGUAUGAGUUUAAAGACACCAUGAGACGUAUGUGGUUCUCACAGUUCCAGCGAGUCGAGGGCGAGCCGUCUAGUUCCGGUUUCGAAGCGGUGUUCUUGGCGGAGAAACUUGACUCUUACAUGAUCGGGCCGCAAAGUUGGAUUUACUUUGCCAAACAGGAAGCGCAAAAGAAUAUCGACUAUCGCGGAUAUAUAAAAGACGUCAAACUUGGAGACAAGGCAGAAGCUAUCAAGAUACGAUCCGCGUUUAACGUACCCGACACAAAGCAUUCAGUUACAACUCUUCUCGUGGGUCUCUCACCCGAGUUGGAAAUGGCACUCUACACAGUAUGUUUCUACCUUCGCCCGAACGACGUUUGUCCAGUUUCAUUGGGCGGAAAGGAAGUUAUGUUAGUCUCUACCAGAUUUAACUACUUUGGCAAAGAAAUUUUGAUCGCCGGCUUCAUUGCGGGAUAAAUUUAUUUAAGUUUAAAGUUGUUCUUAUUUUAUAUAACUUAGAUAAUUAAGUAUUCAAAUAGAUAUUUCGAAAUUCAAUUAAAAUCUUACAUGUUGAAACAACUCAAAAUAAAAAAUAUUUAUAUGUAGAUAUAUAUUGUUCAAAAUUCGUGAAUAUAUAUGUCUAUCCAGCAUGA
Messenger RNA from Odontomachus brunneus, 2175 nucleotides. RefSeq names its product poly(U)-specific endoribonuclease homolog. The transcript has 6 exons. Bases 110 to 1999 code for a protein of 629 amino acids. Gene Ontology annotation, molecular function: RNA endonuclease activity. Lineage: Eukaryota; Metazoa; Arthropoda; Insecta; Hymenoptera; Formicidae. The record is from RefSeq and is a predicted model, not a curated record.